This is a messenger RNA of Malassezia globosa CBS 7966, 1140 nucleotides long. RefSeq lists its product as uncharacterized. The transcript has a single exon. Gene Ontology annotation, biological process: protein phosphorylation; regulation of mitotic cell cycle. The record is from RefSeq and is a predicted model, not a curated record. Lineage: Eukaryota; Fungi; Basidiomycota; Malasseziomycetes; Malasseziales; Malasseziaceae. Gene Ontology annotation, cellular component: nucleus. Bases 1 to 1140 code for a protein of 379 amino acids. Gene Ontology annotation, molecular function: ATP binding; protein serine/threonine kinase activity.
AUGCGCGCGAGGGAAGCGGCUCGUGCGUCGUUUGCCGCGAAGCGACGUCGGACAGUUCCGACAGAGUCUCUUGCUCAUGCAUCGUAUACCUUUGCAGCACCUUCAAGAUCACAGCAUCUUCCCAUUGAAGGAUGUGGAUCGGUUUCUUCGUAUGAAAUUUUGAAUAGGAUCGAGGAAGGCUCCUAUGGAGUUGUAUCACGCGCUCGUCACAAGCAAACCGGCGAGAUUGUUGCGCUAAAACAGCUUAAAUUCGAAAAAGAAGGCCUUGGUUUUCCCAUCACAAGCUUAAGAGAAGUCCAAGUGCUCAUGGAAGCGCGCCAUCCACACAUUGUUGAACUGAAAGAGAUGGUGGUGGGUGAUACCAUAAACCACGUGUACCUGGUCAUGGAAUUUGUAGAGCAUGAUCUCAAGACACUGCUUACAACAAUGCGGACUCCAUUUCUUUUGUCCGAAAUUAAAACGCUGAUGAAGCAACUACUCUCGGCUGUUGCGUUGAUGCAUUCGCGCUGGAUUGUGCAUCGUGAUCUGAAGGCGUCGAAUUUGCUGUUGUCAAACCGUGGGCAGAUCAAAAUAGCUGAUUUUGGGCUUGCUCGUUUGUUUGGUGAUCCAUUGACGGACAUGACAAGUCUUGUUGUAACUCUAUGGUAUCGUGCGCCUGAGCUUUUGCUUGGCAAAAAGCGUUAUGACACAGCGAUAGAUAUGUGGUCUGUGGGAUGUAUUUUUGCCGAACUCUUGAUGAAAGAACCACUUUUUCCCGGAAAGAAUGAGACAGACCAGCUUUCUCGUAUUCUUCGAUUGCUGGGGUCGCCCACGGAAACGACUUGGCCCGAGUUUGCAUCAUUGCUAAAAUCACGAUUCAAGCAUACAACACACGUAAGGAGCCAACUUCGGCAUCAUUUUCGCCUCUUCUCUGACGCUACAGUUGAUCUCUUGCAGUCAUUUCUGUGCUAUGAUUCAUCCAAGCGAAUAUCUGCCCACGAUGCUCUGCAGCAUGCGUACUUCGAUGAGUCUCCUGCACCUGCCCAUCCAGACACAUUUGGGAGUUUUCCCUCGGCUGCGGCUGGCGAGAAGUUACGACAACCAAGUCCCGUUGCACCUAUAUACGAACUUGACGUGUCACGCUCUAAUAACCCUCUCUAG